Lichtheimia ornata is the source of this 4278-nucleotide messenger RNA. RefSeq lists its product as uncharacterized. Gene Ontology annotation, molecular function: ATP binding; protein kinase activity. The record is from RefSeq and is a predicted model, not a curated record. Gene Ontology annotation, biological process: MAPK cascade; protein phosphorylation. The transcript has 6 exons. Lineage: Eukaryota; Fungi; Mucoromycota; Mucoromycetes; Mucorales; Lichtheimiaceae. The coding region runs from base 1 to 4278 and encodes 1425 amino acids.
AUGACAGGUGUACGACAAGUUCGUUGGGCCGAGGACCACCAAGAAAACGACAACCACCCAAGGCUCAACAAUUACCAUGACCCACCACCACCACCGCCACCAGAGCAACAGCUUCACCACCACCACCUUGAAUCCAACGACAUGCACCAACAACAACAACAACAACAACAACAACCCAAUGGCAAUCAGGAAACUGUAGUGGGUAACGAGACAGCAGCAGCAACAACGACAAUGACUUCGGCUCAACAUGAUCCCAUGGCAUGGCCAUACAAUAUGCCCAAUCACUAUGUACCAGGUGCACAUGAAUCAGCUCAGCCUUCUCAGUUCAAUGACGAGUAUCCUUACAGCGAUGAGAGCAGCAGUGAUCUGGAUGACGACGAUGACUUUUCUUUGUAUGCACACGAGCAAGCGUUGGCAGCUGCAGCACCCGAGAUCAAGCACGAGCGACUUGAGUGGCAGCAAAUGUUACAGUCUGUGCUACUUGGCGAAGUGCUCAAAUCAGAAAAGAAGCGAUUAUCCACGUCAGAUCAGAUGAAACCCAAAAAGCCCAUUCAAGAGAUUUGGUUAUCAUUGCGAGCCUUAUUACGUGGUCGUACGAUUGCUCAGGAACAAAAGUAUCUCGAGGAAGGACGACGAGAGAUCAACAGUGUGAUUGAUGCUGUGAUGGCUUUUCGAGUCACCAUGCCAACAUCGACGACAACGACUGCUGAAGAUGAAGAAAACGUAUUGACACGUGAAGAUGUAGCCCUUGAACAAGUGGCAGAGGUGCUCAAGAGUGUGGAUCGCAUCGAGUCAUUGUAUUCCACACGAGCCGAUAUGAUCGUAGCCAAUCCACGCUAUGGCGAAGCCGAGUUUCAAGCACGCUUGGAUGCAUUGAAUGCAUGGUGUACCAUCACUCGUAGCUUAUAUAUGCAGUACAAGAUUCUCAGUGAUUGGACAGGCAGCAAGGAUUUGCAGAUUGCACGUAAACAACAUGAUAUCCCUGAUGAUACCAACAACAACACAACAACAACCACAGCCACCAGCAAUAGCAACACAACAACAACACCCAAACAACAACAGCCGACGGAUCCAUCCUUUGUUGAACGUAUUCUCAAAGAAUCAGCACUUCAGGAUACCUUUGAUAAACGCACCUUGUCAGCUCUCAAUUUACUCUUGGUGAAAUCCAAACGCACCAUGAUUGUCAACAACAACUUGUUUGACGAGAUGAAUCUACCACCCUUUAUCAAUCAACUUCGUCAAUUGGCUGUAUUUCCCACAUCCCUCGUUGAAGAAGCUCUCAAGCUACGACUUGAAUACAAGGGACGUCUCAAUGCGCCUCCUAAACAAAUGGUGGAUGCCAUGAUGGAUGAUUAUCGUGGAUUGGUUUCUCUCGCUUGCCGUGUUAAGAAACAAUAUGAAGACCUUGCACAUCCGGCACCUGGAUGGCGAUUACGCUCCGAUGAAUUCAUUGAUGAGGAUUAUGAUGAGGUGCUCAUGGAAUCAAUGCGCUUUUAUUUCAAGCUUAUCACUUGGAAGCUGGAUCUCGAACGUGAAAACAGCUUUCGUGAGUGCGAAGUCAUGGAAAAGGAAUGGGAAUUCUUCACGCGUACCGUAUGCCAAGUGGUGGACAAGGCUGAUGAAGAAUGCGCUGUGCAGUUUUGUCAAUUGACCAAUCGAUUACUGGGUGAUGUGAUGCAAGAUUAUAUCUCCAAUCUCAAGCUGCCACCUGAAUCUGUGGAUGGAGGUAUUGAAGUCAAGUAUACCAAGUUGUUGCAUAACAUGCGUAUGCGUGCACGUAAACUAUUGCAAUUUGCAAGGUUCUUUACGGGCCAAUUUGAAAAUGCUGCUGAAUAUGUGGUGGAUGGUGACAGCCUUGAAAAGUUGAUUGAUUGUUUGGUGGAUUCGGGUCACAUUUUGGUCCUUACUGGCACCUUUGAAGGGGAGCGCACCUAUAUUAUUGCAUCGCCAUCCUUGUAUGGUCGAGAGGAUACCAUUCGACGACUUAUUCGAACGUGCUUUGCCGGUGAUAAGAGCUCGCCCGUCACACCAGGCACACCAGGAUCGACCAUGGAGCAAGAGGACUACAUUGUGGUGUUGACACCUUGGCAAAAUAUCAUGUGGACGGGUCAAGUCAUUGAAUUACCUUCGGUGCCUGCCAUCAAUUUGGGUAUGCGUCCUCGACGUGCUCGACUUGUCACAGGCGAUGCCAAUGGAUUGCAAUCGGUCAAGGCGGUCUUUUGGAGAGCUGUUCAAAGUUCGGGCAUCACCAUCCAAAAAGAGCAACGUGCCCAUAUUCCACGCAUUAACAAGGAGUUGUACAAGAUCAAAAUGACUGUUUUCAAGUUGGCAAACUCGGCUAUUGAAAGCGUGGCUACCAUUCGAGAACAAACCAUUGGCCUUGGGUGUCAAGAAUUGGUGGAAGAAUGCUUCAGCUUUGCAAGUGAUUUUGGUUUACGUGCAGCCCGUUCGCUUGUGUUGGCAGUCCAAAUGCAACUGGAUCGCAAACUUGCUCGACUCGCCAUUGAUUGGAUCUCGUUUAUCACUGAUGAUUGUGCUCCCAGUGACCGAAAAACGUUUCGAUGGGCUGUAGCAGCACUUGAAUUUGGCCAUGUCAUGACCCAUGGUGCCAAGGUCCUCGCGCUGAAUGAGACUGAAUUUACCAAGCUCCAAAGUAAGGUGGCACGAUGUAUUGCAUUGCUGAUAUCCCACUUUGAUGUGCUGGGUACGCGUUGGACACAUGAAUUGCAAGCCAAGGAAGAGCAACAACGUAAACGAGGUGUUACAGCCAAGCGUAAUCAGUACAUGACAGCCACGGGUGCCACCAAACGUGCCAUUGAUAAGGAAACCAUUGCCACCAGCUCCACAUUUGGUGCUUCAAGUGACACAGCAUCUGCAUCAGGUGGUGUGACCUAUAUUCGGGAUGUUUGGAUGCGAAAGAUCCAGGAAUUGGAGCAAAAACGCAAUCAUGAAGAGCAAGAACGCAAAAUCGUUGGCAAGAUCCUUGACGAUCAAAAGCCAGAAGAUCAGUCCCUCGUCUUUUUGGCACCUUCAUCCUCCAAUAUUUCUUUCCGUUGGCAACAAGGUCGCUUCAUUGGUGCUGGUACAUUUGGAUCCGUCUAUCUUGCUAUCAACCUCGACACAUCAUCGGUCAUGGCUGUCAAGGAAAUCCGAUUCCCUGAUUCAAGUUCUUUAUCUGCUUUGCAUAAAGCCAUCAAGGAGGAAAUGAAGGUCAUGGAAAUGCUCAACCAUGCUAACAUUGUUCAAUACUAUGGCAUGGAAGUGCACCGGGACAAGGUUUACAUUUUCAUGGAAUAUUGCGAGAAUGGCAGUUUGGGAUCUUUAUUGGAUCAUGGCGGUCGAAUAGAAGACGAGGUGUACAUCAUGAAGUAUGCCCACGAGUUGCUCAGUGGUCUCAAGUAUCUACAUGAAAACAAUAUUGUCCAUCGUGAUAUCAAACCCGAUAAUAUCUUGAUUGAUUCUCAAGGUCAAUUGAAAUUAUCUGACUUUGGUGCCGCCAAGAUUCUUGCCAAGGGCCAAAAGACAAUGGGUCGCACUACAAUGAACAUGAAUGUCAACAGCCUUGCUGGUACGCCAAUGUAUAUGGCACCUGAAGUGAUCACAGGAGGAGACACUGGACGAAAAGGAUCGAUGGAUAUAUGGUCUCUUGGAUGUUGUAUUGUUCAAAUGGCAACGGGACGGCGACCUUGGAGCACGCUUGAAAAUGAGUGGUCGGUCAUGUACCAUGUUGUCACUGGCCAUCCACCGUUACCGGAUGCUUCUCAAUUAUCAAGCGAUGGUAUUGAUUUCUUAAAGAAAUGCUUCACGCGGAACCCCAUGAAACGACCUACAGCUCACGAGCUCUUGUCACACCAAUGGAUUGUGCGAUACCUGGAAUUGUACGACAACCCCGAAGGCCACAUGGAUGCUGGUGAUUAUGUUGGUGAUUAUGAUGGUACAAGUGGUGGUGUCAUGGAAGGCACUACCGAUGAUCCAAUGGCAUCUUACAACAAUGGCAGCAUGGAUGGCGUUGAUGACUCGGGUAUGAUGCGAUCCAUAGGAUCAACACGAUCGUAUGAACGUCCCUUGGUACGCAGCAUUGCCAACAGCAUGGCGAUCGAAGGCAUGGCGAAUAGUCUUGCUUAUGGUGAACAAGCACAAGCCUAUUUCCGGGAUAUUGCUGCACAACAUGCCCAGGAUAUGGAAGCCUAUGAACAACAGCAAUCUUAUCACCGGUCUUUGUCACCUAUCAAUAGCGUACGUUCAGUGUCGUCCGAUUAUGAGAACAAUGAUCACUAG